AUGCACGAAUUAUUGGCACCAAUAUUAUGGGUCAUUGAUAAAGAGAGUUUGCCGACUGCCAGCGGAUAUGCGGUGGACAAUGAUGAGGAUGCAAUAAUUAAGCAAACAAUAGAUGUUGGUUUUGUGGAGCAUGAUACAUUUGCAUUAUUUUCCGCAUUAAUGAAAUCGGCAAAGGUUAAUUACGAGUACAAUGACGAGGGCACCGAUCAAGAUUAUUCCAGAAUGAUCAAGGAGGUCCAAGCAGAGGCAGCCAAGUUAACGCCGGUGGUCAUGAGGUGUAAUAAAAUCCACGAAGAAUAUCUGAAAAUGAUUGACCCCGAAUUAUACUCGCAUUUAAAAAAUUUGGAAAUCGAACCUCAAUUAUAUGGAAUGUAG
Messenger RNA from Acaulospora colombiana, 375 nucleotides. The record is from the annotation of a GenBank genome assembly. Lineage: Eukaryota; Fungi; Glomeromycota; Glomeromycetes; Diversisporales; Acaulosporaceae.